UUGUGGGCGUGGCCGUCGCGAGGCAGGCCGCGCGGGGACCCGGGGCCGGUGGGUCGAUCGCCGCCGAGAUGCGCCCGUCGGACCCGGUGGAGCUGGCGGAGGCGGGCGCGGUGGAGGUGCUGGAGCCCGAGGAGGACUUCGAGCAGUUCCUGCUGCCGGUGCUCGGCGAGCUGCGCGGGGCCGGCGCGGGGGACAAGCUGCGCGUGCAGCUCAAGGCGCCGGCCGGGGCGGCCGAGGAGAGCGCCCCGCACCCCGACCCCGGCCCCGACCCCGGCCUCGACCCGCGCCCCGGCUCCGGCCCCGGCCCCAACCCGCGCCGCGCCCCGGCCCACGAGAAGGCGCGCGAGGCGGCGCGCGUGGCCGAGAUGCUCGUGCAGCUCGUGCGGAGGAUCCAGCGCGGCCCCAAGUCGGCCUGACGCCCCGCCCGCCCGUGGGCUCCUGGCGAGGACAUGGACCCGCAGCUGAGGAAGAGCUGACACCUCGAAGACUUGGAAACACUAUUGUUUUCCCUGAUUUUGUGUUGUUACUGUUGUUUUUGUUCGUUGACCUCCCUCCCCAGUAUAACGCUGUCCCUUUGGGUCGAGGGUUGGUGACCUUCCUGUGCACAUGUUCAGGUGUUGAUUCCUAAAAAAUAACCCAUGUUCAAG
Molecule: messenger RNA, 647 nt
Organism: Suncus etruscus (white-toothed pygmy shrew)
Lineage: Eukaryota; Metazoa; Chordata; Mammalia; Eulipotyphla; Soricidae
Gene: MRFAP1L1
Product: Morf4 family associated protein 1 like 1
Exons: 2
Coding region: 69-416 (115 amino acids)
Source: RefSeq, a predicted model, not a curated record